AAUAUCUCAAACAAGUAACAAUUCCAUAACGCAAUGCAAUCGUCUGAAGCCGGUGGUGGUGAACUAAGACAGCAUAAAACUUCAUCUUCAAAUUCAACAGCAGCAGCAGCGACAUUAAAUAAAACCGGCCUCAACGAAUCGACAACAUCCUUCACUACCAAUACACCGAACUCAACAGCACUCAACAACGACACACCGAGCAAGAAUCCCUUCAAGCAACAUCUACAGACACAGCAGCAACAGCAGAAUGGCAGCAGCGGCAGCAACAACACGGACGGCCUUAAUGCCAGCGAGCGGGGUAGUGGAUAUGGUGGGAUAUUGGGUGUGGGAGCCACCACUCCAGCGGAUCCCAAAAUGACCUCACCACCAGGUGGCGGGAGAUCUGGAGGCGCUGGACCACCCAUACCACCACCAGAUCAUCAUCGACAAGAAAAUUAUAGAGCUGCCGGGUCCUGGGCCGCCUUUAAAAAUUGGAUGAUCGGAUGGAGGGGUUCGUCACGUUUGGUAUUGGUUAUUGUGGCCAUAGCCUUGCUGCUGGACAAUAUGUUGCUGACAACUGUUGUUCCUAUUAUACCUGAGUUCCUGUACGACAUACGGCAUCCAGACGCUCCUUUGGACAGCUAUCCACGUACACCCCUCAGCAUUCAUGUGCCACCGACACCAACGCCCUCACCCUGUGGCAAAGAUGGUGAUGAUGUCUCGCUAGAGGUCUCCACAUUAAGUCCGGAGGAAAAUGAAACACUUUAUCGUGAACUGGAGGAGCGGCAUCAGGAGCUGGUGGGUGAAACGGUGGAGGUGGGCCUGCUGUUCGCAUCCAAGGCCUUUGUACAGCUUUUGGUGAAUCCCAUUGUUGGCCCAUUGACUCACAAAAUUGGUUACAGCAUACCCAUGUUUGCCGGCUUUGUAAUUAUGUUUGUGUCCACCCUAAUCUUCGCUUUUGGCCGCUCCUAUACGGUACUGUUCAUCGCUCGAGCUCUACAGGGUAUUGGCUCAUCGUGUAGCAGUGUCUCCGGUAUGGGCAUGUUGGCAGAUCGUUUUACUGAUGACAAGGAACGUGGCAAUGCCAUGGGUAUUGCACUGGGUGGUUUGGCUUUGGGUGUCCUGAUUGGUCCACCCUUUGGCGGGGUAAUGUAUGAAUUUGUUGGCAAAUCGGCUCCGUUUUUGGUUCUCUCUGUACUGGCUUUGGGUGAUGGUCUGCUGCAGUUGUUUAUGUUACAACCCUCGAUAGAAAAGGCGGAAACGGAACCACCCACCCUGAAGGCUUUGAUAUCCGAUCCAUAUAUUUUGAUUGCGGCUGGCUCCAUCACCUUUGCCAAUAUGGGUAUUGCAAUGUUGGAACCCUCCCUACCAUUGUGGAUGUUGGAUAACAUGGGCUCAAGUCGUUGGGAACAGGGUGUGGCUUUCUUACCGGCCUCGAUUAGUUAUUUAAUUGGCACAAAUCUGUUUGGACCCCUAGGCCAUAAGAUAGGCAGAUGGUUUGCGGCAUGCUUGGGUUUGGUCAUCAUUGGUGGCUGUUUGAUAAUGAUCCCCAUGGCCACUUCGAUAACCCAUUUGAUCAUCCCCAAUGCUGGUCUGGGCUUUGCAAUUGGUAUGGUGGACUCAUCGAUGAUGCCGGAAUUGGGUUAUUUGGUUGACAUUCGCCACUCCGCUGUGUAUGGUAGCGUUUAUGCCCUGGGUGAUGUGGCUUUCUGUUUGGGUUUCGCCGUCGGUCCCGCCCUAAGUGGUACCCUGGUGAAAACAAUUGGCUUCGAAUGGAUGUUGUUUGGCAUUGCCAUUAUUUGUUUCCUCUACGCCCCGCUGCUGACACUGCUGAAGAAUCCACCGACACGAGAGGAGAAGAAGGUGGGUAGUAUUACUGGUGGGGCACCAACUGCCGAUGAGAUUACAACAAUACAAGCUACAAGUCCUGCCAUUAUAAAUGACGGUGUCACAAAUGCGGCUUUCACUGAAAGUGAAAGGCUUUAAUUUUAAU
This is a messenger RNA of Musca vetustissima, 1972 nucleotides long. It is a transcript of the gene Vmat, whose product is annotated as synaptic vesicular amine transporter. Lineage: Eukaryota; Metazoa; Arthropoda; Insecta; Diptera; Muscidae. Gene Ontology annotation, biological process: xenobiotic transport; transmembrane transport; aminergic neurotransmitter loading into synaptic vesicle. Gene Ontology annotation, molecular function: xenobiotic transmembrane transporter activity; serotonin:sodium:chloride symporter activity. Bases 34 to 1965 code for a protein of 643 amino acids. The transcript has 8 exons. The record is from RefSeq and is a predicted model, not a curated record. Gene Ontology annotation, cellular component: terminal bouton; synaptic vesicle membrane.